AUGGUUAGUACACAUUGUGUUAUUCAUCGGCAAGCUUUGGCUUUCGAAACAUUGCCACAGAAAUUACGCCAGACUUUGGACUCGGCUAUAAGGAUUGUAAACUAUAUCAAGGGCAGCGCUUUGAACAGUCCGUUAUUUACUUUACUUUGCGAGGAUCUCGAUACUGAUCACAAAGUUCUUCUGUUCCAUACAGAAGUACGCUGGUUGUCCAAAGGCAACACGUUGGCUCGGCUUUAUGAAUUAAAAGAAGAGGUACCUACAGGUGUUUUUGACAUGGCUUCUACUUCAUCUGGCAAAAAGCGCACUUAUAAAGAAGCAUUUCUACAAUGGGGUUUCACAAGCAUCGUAGACAAAAAUAUAGAAAAGCCUCAGUGUGUUUUAUGUAAUAAAGUGCUUAAUCCAGAAAGCAUGAAACCGAGCAAAUUAAAAGAACAUUUUGCUAAAGUUCACAAGGAGUUCGCAGAUAAAAAUAUAGAUUUUUUUAAGAAAAAGGAGAGGAUUCUGAAGUCUUCCCGCAUGGAUUCAACAGGCAAUAUACAGAAAGCAAACGAAUCAUGCCUUCAAGCUUCAUACAAAAUUGCUUAUCGCAUCGCACGUAAUAAAAAACCACACACUAUAGGAGAGGACCUCAUCAAACCUUGCUUGUUAGAUGCAGUAGCACUUGUUAUUGGUGAGCAACAUGUAGCUAAGAUUAAACAAAUCUCACUCUCAAACACUACUAUUCAAAGACGCAUAUGUGAAAUGAGUGCCGAUAUUCUAGCACCCGUUAUUUCUGAAAUAAAGGAAAGUCAUAUGUUUGCGCUGCAGUUGGACGAGUCCACAGAUGUUGCUUCGUGUUCACAAUUAUUGGUGUUUACACGAUACAUUAAAGAUGAUGAUGUAAAGGAGGAAUAUUUGUUCUGCAAGUCUUUGCCCACUACUACUCGCGGCGAAGACGUAUUUCAAACGCUAAAAGAGUUUAUUGAGGAAAAUGGCCUAGACUGGUUAAAGCUGAUUGGUACUUGUACAGACGGGGCGCCUUCCAUGAUGGGCAUCCGUUCUGGUUUUCAGGCACUCGUGAAGCAAGUUGCUCCUCAAGUUUUAAGGCUAUCGUUGCUUGAUACACCGUUACGCUUUGGCUGUGAAAAUGCUUCCAUCAGAUUUGCUAAACACGUUGAGUGA
Molecule: messenger RNA, 1161 nt
Organism: Acanthoscelides obtectus
Lineage: Eukaryota; Metazoa; Arthropoda; Insecta; Coleoptera; Chrysomelidae
Source: the annotation of a GenBank genome assembly